Messenger RNA from Lepisosteus oculatus (spotted gar), 2835 nucleotides. It is a transcript of the gene ak5, whose product is annotated as adenylate kinase 5. Gene Ontology annotation, cellular component: cytoplasm. Gene Ontology annotation, biological process: nucleobase-containing compound metabolic process. Gene Ontology annotation, molecular function: ATP binding; nucleoside diphosphate kinase activity. The record is from RefSeq and is a predicted model, not a curated record. NCBI's taxonomy places the organism in Eukaryota, Metazoa, Chordata, Actinopteri, Semionotiformes, Lepisosteidae.
CCCGAUCAAGAGCGCUAGGUUACGUUAACAUUAACUUCAUUUACUCUUGGCAACAGGCUUUCCUGAAUCCCCUCCCGGCUGCGGAUGACAUGACGGAUGUUCAUUUUAAGGCAUUGCGUUGGAUCCCGUCAGUUCUUUAAGUAGGCGAUAUGACUAUGAGACAAGGGGCUGGUUAAAAAAAGCCCAGCAUGUCACAGUGAAAUCAAUAGGCUGCUGCUCGCCGCGGAGAAGAGAGAAAUCGCCUUGUGGGAUUCCUCUUUUUCCAGCCGCCAGGAAAAUGCACCUGACGGUCUGAGCAACUGCCUGUGGAGUUUCAUGCCCAGGGUUUCCAGUCUUAAAGCUCCAGGUGAAAAGAACGACAACAACAACAACAACAACGUCAGAACAAAACUGACAGGCUGGACAUUGUGUCGAUCCCUUUCUUUUCCGGAGGACCAGAGACAUGAAUAGCAGCGAAGCCAGGGAAUACCUCUCCAGGAGAGAGAUACCGCAGCUGUUCGAGAGCCUGCUAACUGGCUUGAUGUACUAUCGGCCGGAUGACCCAGUGGAGUACUUGGAGAGCUGUCUGAAGAAGGUGAGGGAGCUUGGAGGAACCGAGAAGGUCCGAUGGGACACAUUUGUCGGCCAAGAAAAAAAAUCUUUACCCCCACUCAAUGGCGGACAGUGCAGAAGGUCAUUCUUCAGAAACGUGUUGCCAGAUAGCCCUAAUUUCCCUUACCGACGGUAUGACCGCUUGCCUCCGAUCCACCAGUUUUCCAUUGAGAGCGACACCGACUUGUCCGAAACAGCAGAACUCAUUGAGGAGUAUGAAGUAUUCGACCCCACUAGACCUCGUCCCAAGAUCAUACUCUUAAUAGGCGGUCCGGGCAGUGGCAAAGGUACCCAGAGCCUGAAGAUCGCAGAACGCUAUGGCUUUGAAUACAUCUCUGUUGGCGAACUUCUCAGAAAGAAGAUGAUCCACAAUGCCACCAGCAACAGGAAAUGGAGUUUAAUUGCUAAAAUAAUUACAAAUGGAGAACUGGCACCACAGGAAACCACGAUUACAGAGAUAAAACAGAAAAUCAUGCAGAUCCCAGAUGCCCAUGGGAUAGUAAUCGAUGGCUUUCCUCGUGACGUUGGCCAGGCGUUGUCUUUUGAAGACCAGAUCUGCACCCCGGACCUGGUGGUGUUCCUGGCCUGUGCCAGCCACAGGCUGAAGGAGCGGCUCGAGAGGAGGGCGGAGCUGCAGGGGAGGCCUGAUGACAACCCCAAAGCCACGGAGCGCCGCCUGACCAACUUCAAGCAGAAUGCCAUCCCUCUCGUCAAGUACUUCCAGGAGAAGGGGCUCAUUGUCACGCUUGAUGCUGACAGAGACGAAGAAGACGUUUUCUAUGACAUCAGUGUGACUGUCGACAACAAACUGUUUCCCACCAAAGAACCUGUGGCAGGCCCCAGCGAACUUGACCUCAGCCUGCUCGUAGAUUCUGCCGACUCUGUGGAUAUGGGCUCCGAAUUUGAAGAGCAGGCUGAAGAUGAAAUGACUGUAUAUGGAGAAGAAAAUAUAGACGAGGAACUGAAGAAGCUGAAGAUCAUCUUUGUGAUCGGUGGGCCUGGCUCAGGCAAGGGAACACAGUGCGAGAGGAUUGCGGAGAAGUAUGGUCUCAGGGUGCUGUCCGCCGGGGACCUGCUGCGUGGUGAGCUGCAGGCAGACUGCGAGAGGAGCAGGCUCAUCAAGGACAUCCUGGAGCAAGGAGAGCUCCUGCCCCUGGAGCUGCUGCUGGAAUUGGUGAGAGAGGCCAUGGCCUCCAGCCUGGACAGCACCAGGGGGUUUGUGAUGGAUGGCUUCCCCCGAGACGUGAAGCAGGCAGAGGAGUUUGAAGCCAAGAUUGCAGAGCCCAGCCUGGUGCUGCUGAUGGAGUGCCCCGCAGAGACGAUGACCAAGAGGCUGCAGCGCAGGCCCCAGGUGGAUGGGCUGGCUGACGACAGCCGAGACACCAUCCGCAAGAGAGUGGAAGGUUUCAGCAGGACCACUGUGUCCGUCACAACCUACUACGAGCACAGGAGGCUGUUGCAUAAGGUCAAUGCCGAAAAGGCCCCCGAUGAAGUGUUCCAGCAGGUGUGCCAGGUGAUCGAAUCCUGUUAGCGACUGAGCAGCCCCGACUCCGAACGCAAAGCCGUCCGAUAGGUGCAGGCGGGUGCUGCUCACUCAGGCGACGCCCCCCCCCCGACCGGAUCACAGCUGCUCUCCUCCGCAACGCCGCUUCCGAAGCAUCGAGUCCCACAUUUGGAAAGUAAUGCAUGUUUGAGCACACUUGUAGACACUCGCAAAAACAAAUGACUACAGCAGUGUAUCGCACUACAGUGAGUGAGUGGUGGAAAAAAAACAAACAUUAACGCUAUCAGGCGGUUGUGGUUCACUCGUCUCUGUGCUACUCCCAGCAUCCCCUCUCCCACUGCGCCAAACAAAAAGUUGAAGUGUUGCCUCAUGUACUGUACAUAAAUAAUUAUCCCGUCAUUCUGUCCAUGCUGCUGUGAACUCUCCAAUGAAAUACUCAAUUAAAAAAAGGCAUGAGUGUGGCUUUCAACAGAUACUAACAAAAUAAGAUAAGCUGUCAAACUGCUUUUAAGCACCAGUGUUGGUAUGAUUGUUAUUAAUUAUCUGUGGCCAGUACAGCUUUGCUGCAGCUAGGAUGCAUGAGCAACUCUCUGUGUCUCUCAGAGCCUCUACACCUCUCACGGCACGAAUUCCUCAGCAAAUGGUGGCCUAUUGGAAGAAAUGGGUUUUUGCAUUUUGAGUUGUAUAUUUACUAAUGUUAUUCGGCAUAUUUAUCAUUAAAACUAUUAUGUGUUUUAAAA